Molecule: messenger RNA, 5969 nt
Organism: Linum trigynum
Lineage: Eukaryota; Viridiplantae; Streptophyta; Magnoliopsida; Malpighiales; Linaceae
Source: the annotation of a GenBank genome assembly
UUAAAAUUUUGUUUAUAGUGUUUUCUCCUUAAGGUUACACCACAGUAUAAUCUAGAUUUAUCUUUACCAACAUGUUAGUUUAUCAUGGUGAUGUUGUCACGAAGUCAAUUUCGCUUAGGGGUAGCCAUUCGGUCGGUUCGGUCGAGACCGAACCGAAUUUAUGAAUACCGGGUCUCCGAAUUAAAUUCCAUCAAUUCUCAAACCGAAUUUCAUUAAAAUUAUGAAUAUCGGGUCCCCAAAUUUGUGAGGCUACUUAUAUCUUUUCCUUUUUAAAUUAUUUUCACCCUUAAUAUAAACAAUAAAUAUGUAAUUAUAUGCAUCAUCAAUGAAAAAAUCAAACAUUUCAACACAUAAGUCAUAAAACACUAACAUGAUUCAAAUAUUUAAGUCUUUAAACAACUACAAAUAUAAAAAUCCACCUUUGGAUUUUGGAGCUUGCACUUAUAGUAAUUCGGUUUUUCGGAGUUUCGGUUCGGUUGAAAGAACCUUGAUUUCCGUAAUAUUCAUAUUUCCCUUCCGAAUUCCGAACCAAAUAGCAUUAUUUUGGUUUCAAUUUGGUUUAAUUUGGUUCAGUUCGAGUUUACCAAACUGGUUGUCCACCCCUACUUUCACCCAUUAAAUUUCUUUGGUUUAAUCUCAGGUAAUGCGGUCAAAAUCUCAAUUUUAUUAUUAAAAUCUUAUGGUUUUAUCAUCUUACUGUAGAGUACGAGUUGCAAACAAGUAAUCUAAUAGAAUAAGAUAAAUAAACAUGAGAAAUAGAAAAACUGGACAUCUGGACUACAGUGUUGGGCUCGAUCCGUCGCUCGAGCCCAAAUAUAUUACGAGCUGGGGAUUGGCCCUUAUCGAGUCAUCUUGAUCAACCUUCAAGGUAAUGUUCCAGUUGAGAUGCCCACAAACAGUAGAGAAGAGUAGGAAGAGACACAUGUAAACAUGAUGUUUUAUCAGCCGAAUACGGUCCUAUGGCUUUACAUCUCGGCUCAAAGGUGGCUUACCUUUUGACGUUAUUCCUAUUAUUAAUCCUGAAAAUUCCUAAUUGACACAAGCUGUGAGCUGUGAAUUUGUAGGAACUAGGAAGGCGACACUUCUUAGUUUAUGGAGAGGAGGCCGAUCCAAUCUUGACCGGCCCAGCAGUCUGUAUUCUACAGAUGGGAAUCAAACCUGCAUAAUCCCAAAUUACAAAAUUACAAAUUGCAAACCAACAAUUGCCAAUCCACAUGGCAUAUAAUAAUAAUAAUAAUGAAUAAUAACAGGGAACAAGCUAACUAAUUUGGUUAAUUAAAUUAUAUGGUGGACUUUGCCAAGACUACAGAAAAGGGUGGAUGGUCCAUCCCUGUCUUAAAUGACAAUCCUAAGUAUUUGGUGGGUAAUUAAAAAUUCUAAGACCAUUAUUGAUACAGAUGACUAAUUAUUAGAAAGAUAAUAAUACUUCUCUGUGUCUUGUGGACAGGGUAGGAUACUAUGCUAAUCCCUAAAGGGGUAGUGAUUUUUGACACCCCCUUUAUGAUUGGCCAAUUUUAUUUCCAAUCAUUGGCAAGUAUUAAUUAAACUGGUUUUUUAUUUUUUUUAAUCUUGUAAUUUGGGGUCUCUCACCACAUUGGAAAAGAGAAAGAAUCUGGGGAAAAACGAAAUCACCCCCAUUAAUUACAUAAUUAAUUUCUCUCACUGGUACAUUAAUUACACGUACCACUCUACUGGUACACGUACCACUCCACUGGUACACGUACCACUCCACUGGUACACGUACCACUCCACUGGUACACGUACCACUCCACUGGUGCGAGCAAUCCACAAGGUAGGUUAGAGUGAGAACAAUACCAGUGCAAUGAUAUUUUUCAUAACAAUGAUAAACAAUAACGGAGCAACAAUGCAGUACCACUUCAAUGAUACAAAUACCACUCCACUGGUACACGUACCACUCCACUGGUACGUGUACCAGUGGAGUGGUACGUGUACCAGUAGAGUGGUACGUGUAAUUAAUGUACCAGUGAGAGAAAUUAAUUAUAUAAUUAAUGGGGGUGAUUUCGUUUUUCCCCAGAUUCUUUCUCUUUUCCAAUGUGGUGAGAGACCCCAAAUUACAAGAUUAAAAAAAAUAAAAAACCAGUUUAAUUAAUACUUGCCAAUGAUUGGAAAUAAAAUUGGCCAAUCAUAAAGGGGGUGUCAAAAAUCACUACCCCUUUAGGGGUAGUCAAGCUAACCGAUCCCCUUGUGGACUCAAAAUCUCAACUAGUGAUUGGGAGUUUCGAAUACCAUGAAAUUGCUACACCACUAAUGAUCACCAUACAUAUUGAAAUGAUGUAUUAGAAUAUGGCGAAUAUGGAUUGAGAGAGGCGGAACUACCGUGUGUAGUGUAGCAGGGGCGGAGCUAGGUGAGGCCUCGAGAGUGGGGGGGGGGGGGGCGAGAAUUUUAAAACCUACGUAUAAAUUUUUACGAAAUUUGGCAAUUACGUAUAAAUAGAAGGGUCGUUAUAAUUAUUUUUGUGUGCAAAUAUGAAUAUUAAGCGUCUUCCAGUCCAGCGGUUAGCACAUUUGAUGCUCUUUCCUUCUCCCUUGGCCAGAGUUUGAACGUAGCAUUUUGGAUGUAUUUUCAUUUUUGAUCAGUUGUUACUUUUUUUCUUAAAAAAAAUUCCCCCAUUGAUCACUAAAUAGAGUUACUAAAGGAAAUAAAUUACAUUGAUGUUUUCAGUCUUUUUUACAUUAUCAAAGUUUUAAGUUAAUUUUUAUAUUUAUUUAUAAUUUGUCAUCUUAACUGUACCGAUUUAGAACUUCAACUUUUUAAUUUGUAUUUAUCGUCUUGGUUAUAUUAAUUGUCUUCACAUAUUAAUAUAUACAUAUAUUGUAUGAUUCAAGCUAAAUUUUUUUUUAUUGUAAACUUAUAAAAAAAAAAGUAAACAAUAGGUGUAUUGUGGGUAUAUAAAAAAAAUACUCUAAAUAAUAAUGCAAAUAUUCCACUAAAACUAUUCAAACUAAAAAUGACCUACUCAAUCUCAAUUCCAAAGGCCAAUUGGCAUAUCGGUGGUUCGGCCGUACAACUGUUGGCUGCAGCCUGCAGCCAUGAAAAGCCACAAAGGGAGCCAAAGCGGUCAGCCGGUUGAAACAACGAGUGCUAGACCCGGAUUCGGCCAGACUGGGGACCACGUGCCCCUCCCACAUUUCACGCGGAGCUAACCGACAACUGCCUAGACAAGUCCAACUUCUUUUCUUUCUUUUUCUUUUGUUCUUUUGAAUAUUCCAAUUUCCAACCUUUUCUUUUUAAUUAAGUUGAAAAUAAUACAAAAAAGUCCUACUUUGCUUCUUGUUCAUUUCCAGUACACGCACAGCCAAUCUAACAACUUCAUUAAUCAUUUAAUUAUAAAUAAUAAUACAUAAUUUUUGCUGUAUUUCAUUUAAUUUACGAAAAAUACAAAAUCUUUGACCGGACCAGGUGCGUUUCCGUGAAGCAAACUGUAAACCUACUAAACUCCGCCCCAAAUACGACGUCGGUCUGUAGUCCUCCAAUUUGACUCCUCUCUACAAAACAUCGAAUCCACGUCUCUCUCUCUCUAAACUCCCAGUCUUCUUCUCCCCUCUGUUCUCUUCUCCACUCUCCGAUCAAAUUUCCAACCGCCGGAAAAUCGAGCAAAAAAAUGGGAAGAGAAAGGGAUGGACUGUACAUAACGGUACCCAAUCUCUUCCGCUGCCCGAUCUCCCUCGACGUCAUGAAAUCUCCGGUCAGCCUCACCACCGGCGUCACAUACGACCGGUCCAGCAUCCAGAAAUGGCUCGAGACCGGCCACGACACGUGUCCGGCCACCAUGCAGAUCCUCCCGUCCAAGGAUUUCGUCCCCAACCUCACCCUCCUCCGUCUCAUCAACCUGUGGAAUCAAUCCUCUUCCUCCCGCCGCCCCGAUUCCGCCGCGUCCGAGGACCAGGUCCGGGUUUGGAUUCACAAAAUCCGGAGCGCCGGCGAGAGGAAGGAAGAGUGUCUCUCGUUUCUAUCUCAUGUCGCCGAAUACGCCGGCUGCUCCGAUUACAACCGGCGGGUUCUGGUCGGAAUCGAGGGUUUUGUCGAAACGAUUGUGGGGAAGAUUGGGGAGUCGGAGAUGGCGGUUAGGGUUUUGGCGCUGGUCUCCGGGGAGAACGGCGUCAAGGAGAAAUUGCACAGGUUGUUGAUUCUCCAGAGCGGCGAUCGGAAUCGGCUGUCGCCGUUGACUUCCACUCUCCGGGAGGCGGAGAAUUCGAGCUCCAAGAUCGAGGCGGUGAGAAUUCUGGACUCGAUCUCAAUCGACAACGAAUCGAAACGUUUCGUCGCGGAAACAGAGGAUCUCGUCCCCGUCCUCCUCUCCCUGCUCCUCCGGCCGGGACCCGACCCGAAUCAUCUCCACGCGGCCGUUCUGUCGCUCCUGAUCUCGAUCGCAGUGACCCGCUCCGUCAGGAUCCGACUCGUGGAGCUGGGGCUCGUCGGAUUCCUCUCGCGAACGGUCUCCGACCGCAGCGCCGCCGCCGUUCCCCUGGCGGAGAAGUCGCUGAAGCUGCUCUCGCUGCUGUCGACGUGUCCGGAGGGCCGAGCGGCGAUCAGCGGGGACCCGAAUUGCGUGGGUGGGAUCGUGGAGCGGCUGAUGAAGGUGUCGAAGCCGGCGACGGAGGACGCGGUGGCGGUGCUGUGGGGGAUGUGCUGCUUGUUCAAGGACGGCACCGUGGCGGAGAAGGCGGUGAGGAAUCACGGCGUGACGAAGGUGCUUCUGGUGAUGCAGAGUGAAGGUGAAGGCAACGUCAGGUCGAUGUGCAGGGAGCUGGUGAAGGCUCUCAGGGCCGGAUACAGGGGGAACGGCUGCGCCGGCGCCGGCAGCAGCGGUGACGGAUUCGUCGUCGAGAGCUAUGACACCAAAACAACGCACAUCAUGCCGUAUUAGUUACUGAAUCAUACAAACAUACAAUUUUUUUGACAGGGUUUUUCUGGGUUUCCCUUUUCCUUGGGAUCCCAUUUGUUUAACAAAAAAUGUUGACAUACACACAGGGAAAGAUUAUUUUGUGAGUUUGAGCAUAAGCAUAUUGAAUUGACGAACAUGGAUCAAUCGUUCUUCCCUUCUGUCCACCGGAAGCUCCAUUGAAAAUUUCUAGUGAAUGCAUCACAGUUCACACCUCACAACAACAAAGACCACUUAGGAGGAAAACUGUCACCAAUUCGCUACCGAUAACUCGAGAUGAAAAGAAUUUUAUUCAACUGUUGAAUUUGGCUCAAACUACACUUUCAUCCGAUUCUAACGUUGCCAAUCAAACUAACAAUGCGCCACACAUAGUCGCGCUGCAACCAUGGAAGAAAAUAGCACUUCUGACAGUUAUCACUCUCAAGAGAAGCUAAGAGUGGCUUGUAACUGCAAAAAAAAAAAGGUAAGUUAGAUGCCGUCCAAUGCAGACCAAUGAUGCAGACAAGCAAACAAACAGAAGUAAAUCAAGCAGAGCACAGCAACUGAAUCCUGAUUUUAGAUAUAUGCUGAAUCAUAUGGUUGGAGCUGCUAAUUAAUUGACGAUACCGACAGAGACGAAGCGCCAUUUGUACUCGAAACGAUCCUAAAAAGAAUCUACUAAUGACCUUCCUCUAGUUAUCACUCUUUUAUCUAUUAACUGAAAUCAAGCGCUAUGUUCCAGGACUGCUGAGCUUUCAGUACAGACCGAGUGACCAAGUCCAACAAAUCCAAGAAGUUCCAGAAUCAAGCAAUCACUUCAAAGAAUUAACAAAUUUACAGCUUUGGUUUGGAACUUGACCAUGAAUCUAAGAGCCAAUUAACCAAAAAAACAGCAAACUUGAACUCAAUUUCUCCCCAAUCCAAGAGCUGAAACACUUACCAUGGAUCAAUCGGAGCUGCAAUCGAAACAUUGAAGCUAUUGUUUCCUCCUAGUCAAGCCUUAAUAGGAGCACUUCUCAGCCUCUACAAAUCAACAAAAACAUCAGCAGCCAAACGAUCACUCUAAAAUGAAGAAAUUCAACACCU